UCUUUGGUGCGAUGGAUAAUGAUACAGUUCUUUAUACAACUGAUGAUGCCCUUCCAGAAAAAAUAACUAAUAAACUUACGUGUCCCGAUUAUUGGGUGAGACGAUACACGCAUUGGGGCAAUCUUUCAAGUUGGGAGAUAUCUUACCGUAGAAUUCAUCCAAAUUCAUCUAUUAUUGAAUGCUAUAACGCUUUAAAAGAAGAUAUAGAAAUACUUUCUUCCAUUGUUCAUGGAAACAAUAACAAAUAUCGAAAAUUGGAGUCAUUGCGUAUAAAAGUAAAACAGGCUGUCGACUGCGAACGUCCUUCUGCAAGCUUUAUCAUUUUGUCUAAGGAGUUGAAACACGUUGUUAUAGCAAAAGAGAUUGAGACAGCAGAACAAUCGUCAAGUCGUCAGCAUAUAAAUCAGGGCAUUGAAGAUGAAGACAACGAUCAAAUCCAAGAUAAUGAUUUUAACGAAUCAGAAUCUAUAGUACAUAGUUGUAAACAAAAAAGGAAAUGUCCUAUUUUAGAAUGCAAUAUAGUUGUCAAGCAUUCUCUAUUAAAAAAUUAUUGUGAGAUGCUUUUAAAUUUGCAAUCACACCAUAUCGAUGAGGAUUCACAGCGUGCCCGGCAUUGUUUAGCAAUGUUAAGGUGGUCAGUGGUUCAUUUAGAAAUUUUCAUAAAUGCCGGGUGGGAAAAUAUCCCAAAAAUGAUUAAUAUUUCAACUCCACGAGUCGCACUCAAUCUCUUAACAGCAGUUUUCAAAGAGCAUCCCAAUGAUGAGCUUCGAUCUAUUGCCACGAUAUUGCAACUACUUAGACGCCAAGGCAAAAUUUGUACAAGUGAUUACGAUAUGACUGCAAUCCUUCAUUUUUUAUUCUCAAAUAAUCCAAGAAAUCACUAUGACAUAGAUGUUUUAACUGCGUCUUCAGCAAUAACAGCAGUGAUUUCUUAUACAGCUACACCAGUUCGUGGUUCUGGAAGUAACCCUUCCGAGAACCACGUAAAAGCUGAAUUGUGGUUAAGGAUUUUCUCCACGGCUUUUAAGCUGCAUAAAUUGAGGUUUCUUCCUGUUUGGGAGCUCCAGCACUUAGUUUCAGGUAAUGCUGGUCACGGUUCAGCAAGGUCAGACUUUGCUGCAAUCGUAAACAACAACAAUGACAUACAAUUUCCAUUUUUCCUUGUGGAGUUCGAACGAAACGGAUUGGAGGUACAUAAAGAUGAAAUUGUCAUUGUUUCUGAAGCAGCACAUGAGUUUAAUCGUAUACUAUCUUCGAUGCAUUACCCAUCAGAAAAUGAAGUUAACGAAACAAAUUUACAUGUUGGUUUGGUGAACGACAUGAAAAUUCGUUUCGGUAGGCUUCAACCACAGUAUGACGAAAAUAAAUCAUUGUUGUUUUAUGUUUAUGAUGAUGAUGUACUCUCAUUUAAUUUUCAUGAAAGAAGUACGGAAUCAAAUGUAGAAAAUGUGUUACGUUUAGUAACAUAUCUACGAGAAACAGUUUGUGCUGAUGGAAUGAGAAUAAGGACGUUAUUAAAUAGAUAUCCAGCACAAUUCAACUAUAACCUAAAAGCCGCAUUACCUAUCCUGCCAAGUGAGGCCGUUCAUUCUCGAACAUUUGAAAUGAAGUUCACACCACCUUCAAAACGGGUUAAGUAUAACAUAGUUUUGGAGGAUAAGUAA
Molecule: messenger RNA, 1664 nt
Organism: Cetraspora pellucida
Lineage: Eukaryota; Fungi; Glomeromycota; Glomeromycetes; Diversisporales; Gigasporaceae
Source: the annotation of a GenBank genome assembly